GGUAACUCUCCUGGGAAUAUGGAGAGUGGAAAUCUAUCAGCAGUGGCUGAAUUUAUCUUCACUGCAUUCCCCCAGCUCCAGGAAGGUGGACUUCUGUACUUUUUCCCUUUAUUUUUCAUCUACACAUUUAUUGUAAUUGGGAACCUAACGAUCUUCUUUGCUGUAAGGCUGGACACCUGUCUCCACAAUCCCAUGUACACUUUCAUCAGCAUCUUCUCAUUUCUUGAGAUAUGGUACACCACAGCCACCAUCCCUAAGAUGCUCUCCAAUCUCAUCAGCAAUCAAAAGACCAUCUCUUUCAUCGGCUGCCUCUUGCAGAUGUACUUUUUCCAUUCCCUUGGGAACACAGAAGGGGCCUUGUUGACUGUCAUGGCCAUUGACAGGUACAUUGCCAUCUGCAGCCCACUGCACUACCCCGCAAUCAUGACCACCCGACUGUGCGCUCAGCUCUCUGCAGGCUCUUGUAUCUUUGGAUUCCUCAUCCUUCUACCUGAGAUUGUGUGGAUUUCCACUUUACCUUUUUGUGGCCCCAACCAAAUCCAUCAGAUUUUCUGCGAUUUUGCCCCUGUAUUAAAUUUAGCCUGCACAGACGCCUCUGUGAUCCUGGUGCAGGAUGUCAUUCAUGCUCUUGCCAUUCUAAUAACAGGUCUGAUUAUUUCUCUUUCUUACAUCAGGAUUAUUGUUGUUAUCCUGGGCAUCCCUUCAGUUGAGGGCCGUAAAAAGGCCUUUUCGACCUGUGCUGCCCACAUUGCCGUCUUCCUGUUGUUUUUUGGUAGCGUGGCCCUCAUGUAUCUCAGGUUCUCUGCUACUUACACACCUUUCUGGGACGCGACCAUUGCCCUGACUUUCUCUGUCCUUGCUCCCUUUUUCAAUCCCAUUAUAUAUAGUCUGAGAAAUAAGGAUAUGAAAGAUGCUAUUAAAAAAGUCCUUUGCUCUCAAAAGGUAUUUAGUGUAUCCGACGGGUAA
Messenger RNA from Manis pentadactyla (Chinese pangolin), 966 nucleotides. Its product is annotated as olfactory receptor 6K3-like. Gene Ontology annotation, molecular function: G protein-coupled receptor activity; olfactory receptor activity. The coding region runs from base 19 to 966 and encodes 315 amino acids. Gene Ontology annotation, cellular component: membrane. Gene Ontology annotation, biological process: G protein-coupled receptor signaling pathway. The record is from RefSeq and is a predicted model, not a curated record. The transcript has a single exon. NCBI's taxonomy places the organism in Eukaryota, Metazoa, Chordata, Mammalia, Pholidota, Manidae.